AUGGCAGCAGACGGUUUAAGCUUCUUCAAGCUCUCUUUCCUCCUCAGCCUCCUCUCCGGCGGGUCAAAUGUACUGGAUCCGAUAUUCGGACCUGGCCAAGUCGGGAAGUUCCCGCCGUCGUGUAACCGAAUCGAGUGCCCAAAGUACGAACUAAUUCACGCCGGAAAUGGAUACGAGAUUCGCCGGUACGAUACAACCGUCUGGAUUUCCACUAAACCGAUUCAAGACAUCUCUCUCGUCGACGCUACACGAACCGCUUUCUUCCAGUUGUUCGAUUACAUUCAGGGGAAGAACAAGUAUAACCAGAAGAUUGAGAUGACUGCUCCGGUGAUCAGUCAAGUCUCACCAAGCGACGGUCCUCUCUGUGAAUCUUCCUUCACUGUAUCCUUCUACGUCCCCAAAAAGAACCAGCCCGAUCCAGCUCCGGCAGAGAAUCUCCACAUCCAGAAAUGGAGCCCUAGGUACGUGGCGGUGAGACAAUUCAGUGGAUUCGUCUCUGAUUCUACCGUUGGAGAAGAAGCGGCGGCGCUGUCGGCGAGCCUCGAAGGUACAGCUUGGGCUCAUGCGAUAGAGAAAAGCAAAGAAGACGGUGGUGUUGGCUCCGAUUCAGCUUACACGGUGGCUCAGUAUAACUCACCGUUCGAGUUCACGGGUCGGGUCAACGAGAUUUGGUUACCGUUUCAAAUGGACGAUUAA
Thlaspi arvense is the source of this 696-nucleotide messenger RNA. The record is from the annotation of a GenBank genome assembly. NCBI's taxonomy places the organism in Eukaryota, Viridiplantae, Streptophyta, Magnoliopsida, Brassicales, Brassicaceae.